GUCGGCCGCGCCCGGCGGAGCUGUCCAGGGCCCUGGGUGCUGAGCGGCACCGCGCCGGCUCGUGCAGCCGGGCGGGGCCGGCGCCUCCCCGCGCCGCGCUCGCGGGUGCCGGCGGGGGGAGUCGCUCCCGCCACAGCCGCUCCCCGCCUGCGCGCCGCUGCCGCCGCCGCCUGGGGCCAUGGCGGCGCUGGUUCUGGUGCUGUUGGCGACGCUGGGCGGGCGGGCCGUGCUGCCGGGCGGGCGGUGCGCAGCGCCUCUGGCCGACCUGCGCUCUCAGAUCUCGGGCGUGGAGUCGCUGCUGGAGGAGUUUCGCCGGCAGCUGCAGCAGGAGGAGCCGGGACCGCCGGCGGUGGCGGCAACGGAAGGCGCCUGGGAGCGCUGCGGUGGUAGCAGCAGCUUCUCCGCCAGGCCUGACUCUAUCAUCCGCACCAAGGACUCCAUCGCGGCAGGUGCCACCUUCCUGCGGGCCCCCGCCGCUGUGGCGGGCUGGCGGCAGUGCCUGGACGCCUGCUGCGCCGAGCCGAGCUGCACGCUGGCCGUGGUGCAGGGGCCUGGCCGGCAGCGGGGAGCGGCUGAGCUGGGUUGCUAUCUCUUCAACUGUACGCAUCGCGGCCGUCCCGUCUGCCGCUUCGCCCCGCAUCGCGGAUACAGCACAUACAGCCUCCGGCCUGCCGGUCUCUCCCCGCCGCCCGCCGCGCUGCCGGAAGAAGAAAAUGACAAGCCUCCGCAGUGCAAGGCAGGACAAGAUAUUGUGCUGCAGUCCCCUGUCGACUGGGUGCUUUUGGAUGGCCGAGAAAGUUCAGAUGACCAUGGAAUUGUGCAGUACGAGUGGACGCUGCUGCAAGGUGACUCAUCGGUUGAUAUGAAGGUACCACAGCCAGGAACACUGAAACUGUCUCACAUUCAAGAAGGCAGGUAUAUUUUCCAGCUGACUGUGACAGACACUGCAGGUCAGCGAAGCUCUGACAACAUCUCUGUGACCAUUCUGCCCAUGGUUCACUCUGCAGUAGCCUGUGUCGGGGUCUGCUCUCGCUACCAGUUCAUCUGCGAUGAUGGCUGCUGCAUUGACAUCACGUUUGCUUGUGAUGGCGUGAGGCAGUGUCCUGAUGGAUCAGAUGAAACUUUCUGCCAGAACUUCAGCCCAGGUCGGAAGACAGUGACACAUGCAGCUCCUGGCAGUACCCAGCAAAGGACAGUAGGACUGACUGAAGACAGAGAUGAAAACUCCUCUGCAGAAAACACCCUGAAAGCCACUGCCAGGAAUCAGCCACUUCUCUCAGUGGAUGAAGACAUGUCUAACCAAUCGUUUUCUCAGGGACCAAAGAAACAAAUCACUGGUUUUGUGCCAGAUAACAGUUCCUCAGGGAAAAGAACCGAUGAUAAAAAUGGGGAUGGCAUAAUUGUGCCAAAGAGAAAUCAGCUUGGAGGUGGUCAUCCAGUCCCAGAAACAGGUGCUGUGUUACCCUUAGCCUUAGGCUUGGCCAUCACUGCUUUACUGCUGCUUAUGGUUGCCUGCAGACUGCGUUUAGUGAGACAGAAGCUUAAAAAAGCUCGACCCAUUACAUCUGAAGAGUCUGAUUACCUCAUCAAUGGGAUGUAUCUCUAACAAUUGGAUUUAUGUCACUUGUUUUCUUCUCUUCUGUGUCCAUGAACCUCUGCUUCCAUAAAAGGACCAAAACCUUUAGUUAAAUUUCAAGUGUAGAAGCAGCCUACAAGAUGAGGAGCAGGUUCUUCCCCUUUAGUGAAUAAAAUAAAAAAGUGGGUAGAUGCCCAUGCUCAGAAAACAGGAAAUGUUCAGGCUCCAGAAAGUAGCACCAGGUGGCUGUGCUGCAGAAGACACAGCAAGGUGGGGACACCCCAAACUGGAUGCAGGGUGCCUUUGCCCUGGAUGCAGCAGUCAUGGUGCUAGCCAUGACAGAGCAUGCCCCAGGGCCAGGGCACCACAACAGCCAAGGCCCAGCAGCCCCAGCUGUGCUGGCCAAGGUAUGGUGGGGAGCCUGUGCCACCCUGCUCUUCUCAGUGCUGCCAGCUGAGUGCUGUGUUCUGGGGAUGGAGGUGCUCCAGAGCAAAACGUUACUGCACCAUCCAGCAGAGACAGAUUUGUGUACUUUCCACCUGAUGCCCUGAGAGUAUUUUCAUUAAGGAAUUUGUCUUGCUUUGUUCAUUAAAAGCAACUGCUAUCUAAGCACCAGCUUUUGUAACGGAAUUUGAGAUUCAAGGAACAAAGCAUCCUUUCUUUUCAUUUGCAGUUUAAACCCUUGUGCAGCAAACAGUCAUGCUUACUAAAUGCCAAAAUGAAAACAAUCCAAGUCCUCAGCAGAUGAGAUUGGACUUAGCAGUGCUCAACAGCAGUCACAUGUGAUCCCAGAGCUAUGUGUCUCCCCAGAGCUCAGGGUUUGUUCAGCCUUUUCCUUCCCUUGCUUGACACCCUCUGCGGUGUGAGAGCGGCACACAGCAGCUUUUACCUGAGACGCCAGAGUGUAGGAUUCCUCAUGGUUAUCCCAUAGCUCCCUGCAAAGCUCAAAAGCUUCAGUAACCUGCCCUCACUCCAGUAAAAUUCUCAUAGAAUUAGAGCAAGCAAUUGCUAUGUGCGAGUGAACUUCAUCUGUGUUAAGUCAAAUGUGUACAGUGCGUGUUCUGUAUACACACCUCCCCUGCUGUCGAUCUUGUUUGGCCAUCCGACAAUGUCACAUCCCUCGCCGGUCCCAAUAAAACGAGAGGCAAAUGAGGCACGCGUCUUUUGUAUGUCGUCUUUUGUACCGCAGUAACUUCCAGUCGGCCAGAGUAUUGCCAUGCUAUACAGAUAGUUCGAGUUGCUGGGUCUUGAUUACUUUAUGUAACAUAGCUCCAAUAAAGCUAUU
Dryobates pubescens (Downy woodpecker) is the source of this 2861-nucleotide messenger RNA. RefSeq names its product LDL receptor related protein 11 (gene LRP11). The coding region runs from base 179 to 1606 and encodes 475 amino acids. The record is from RefSeq and is a predicted model, not a curated record. The transcript is spliced from 7 exons. Gene Ontology annotation, molecular function: protein binding. NCBI's taxonomy places the organism in Eukaryota, Metazoa, Chordata, Aves, Piciformes, Picidae.